GGGCGGAGCUCUGGGCGCAUGCUUGCCGGAUUUUUGUAAACAAAGAGCGAAAAGAUUGUUUUAGAAAUCCCAUAAUUACACCUAGUUGUGUUCAAUAAAUACUCUAUCAUAAUUAAUUUUCUUAAUUAUUACCGAUUUUCACACGAGGUUUUUUAUUGAGAUCACGAAUUUUGUAAAUGGAUUCUGAAAGCCGUGAUUUUUCGUCCGAUGAACCACCAGCUACAAAAAUACCAAAAAUUGAAGACGAUGGACAUGGAGAUGAAGGAAGUGCCACAAGCGGGACUUUGUCAAAAUCCCAAUUAAAAAAACUGAGGAAAAAAGAAUUUUGGGAAAAGAAAAAACUUAUUAUAAGAGCAAAAGAAAAAGAAGCUGCCAAAGAAAAGAGAAAGAAUGAUAGAGCUGCUGGAAUCGUCUCAACGUCCAGUAGGAAAGAUCUUAAAAAUAAGACGAUGGCUUCGAGCGGCUGUAAUGUUUCAGUAGUUAUCGACUUAUCAUUUGACGACAAGAUGGACAAGAGAUCAAUCGAAAAAUGCAUCAAGCAGCUCUUGAGAGUCUACAGUUUAAAUAGGAGAGCUGAGAACCCUAUGCAGUUAUAUUUUAAUAGCUUGUCAGGCAGUUCGUUGCAAGAGAUGAAAAAGCACCAAGGAUACCUAAAUUGGGAUGUUAAUAUCUCGGAAAAGAGUUAUAUCGACACGUUUGAUAAGGAAAAAAUAAUUUAUCUGAGCAGUGAAUCGGAAAAUAUUCUAGAUAAGCUUGAAGAUGACAAAGUUUAUGUGAUUGGUGGAUUAGUUGAUCAUAACGCACACAAAGGUUUAUGUCACAAAUUGGCGGUUGAAAAAGGUAUAAAACACGCUCAACUGCCUAUAGGAGAGUACUUGACACUGAAAGGCCGUAGAGUUCUCACUAUCGACCAUGUGUUCGAAAUCCUCUUAAAUGUCAGUGGUGGAGCAACUUGGAAAGAUGCUUUCCUCAAAAUAAUUCCAAAGAGGAAAGGCUUAGAAGAGAAAAGUGAAGCAAAAGAAGACGCAUCUGAUCAACAGUGACAGAAUUAAGAGAUGAAAAAUUCGAAAAAUUCAGUCUGUCUUGAAGUCAAUGUUGAGCGCUUUUGUUAACAAAAAUUUAAAAAGAAAAAUAAUGUAAUUAUAUCAAUACCUAAUAAGAACUUUAUUGGUAAAAGCACAUGAACUUUACACAUUAGUAAGUUUUUUUUAUUUAAAAC
Messenger RNA from Neocloeon triangulifer, 1219 nucleotides. Its product is annotated as tRNA methyltransferase 10 homolog A. Gene Ontology annotation, biological process: tRNA N1-guanine methylation. Gene Ontology annotation, cellular component: nucleoplasm; nucleus. The record is from RefSeq and is a predicted model, not a curated record. The transcript has 6 exons. Gene Ontology annotation, molecular function: tRNA binding. Bases 177 to 1043 code for a protein of 288 amino acids. Lineage: Eukaryota; Metazoa; Arthropoda; Insecta; Ephemeroptera; Baetidae.